Messenger RNA from Columba livia (rock pigeon), 1938 nucleotides. It is a transcript of the gene CHTOP, whose product is annotated as chromatin target of PRMT1. The coding region runs from base 222 to 968 and encodes 248 amino acids. The transcript is spliced from 6 exons. The record is from RefSeq and is a predicted model, not a curated record. NCBI's taxonomy places the organism in Eukaryota, Metazoa, Chordata, Aves, Columbiformes, Columbidae.
CUGCGCCUGCGCCCUGAGCGCCGCCACCGCCAUUUUGGGCCGGCUGGGUGCUGGGAGGAGGAAGGUGCUGUGGCCGCCGCCGCCGCCAUUUUGUCGCGGGAGGUUGAGUGCGGCGGGAGCGGGCGGAGGGCGCCGCAGUCAGCCCCACACCCCGCGCCACCCGCCGGCUCAGCCCCACCGGAGACCUGGCGACCGUCUGCUUCGAUUCUCUCGACCUGAAGAUGGCUGCACAGUCAGCACCGAAGGUCGUGCUAAAGAGCACCACCAAGAUGUCUCUGAACGAGCGCUUUACUAACAUGCUGAAGAACAAACAGCCGAUGCCGGUGAAUAUUCGGGCUACCAUGCAGCAGCAGCAGCAACUGGCCAGUGCCAGAAACAGAAGACUGGCCCAGCAGAUGGAGAACAGACCUUCUGUCCAGGCCGCUUUGAAGCUCAAACAGAAGAGCUUAAAACAACGCCUCGGGAAGAGCAACAUCCAGGCCCGCCUGGGCCGGCCGGCCGGAGCCCUCGCUCGCGGGGCCAUGGGGGGCAGAGGACUGGCCAUGGGGCAGAGAGGAUUGCCACGGGGAGCCAUGCGCGGCGGCCGGGGGGCACGAGCUCUGCUGCGGGGAGGAGUCCCGCUCCGAGGUCAGAGCCUCCUUCGGGGAGGACGAGGGAUGUCCCCAAGGAUGGGCUUGAGAAGAGGUGGCAUUAGAGGUCGCGGUGGCCCUGGAAGAGGCGGUUUAGGCCGAGGUGCCAUGGGCCGCGGGGGACUCGGUGGCAGAGGUCGCGGCAUGGUGGGCCGGGGACGAGGCGGCUUCGGCGGCCGCGGCAGAGGGAGAGGCCGAGGGAGAGGAUCGGCGCGGCCCGCCCUGACCAAGGAGCAGCUGGACAACCAGUUAGACGCUUACAUGUCGAAAACGAAAGGACACCUGGACGCCGAGCUGGAUGCGUACAUGGCUCAGACGGACCCGGAGACAAACGACUGAGCGUCGUUCCCAAAGACUCUUCGUUGCAGUUUGUGUGUGAUGUCGAUGCCCAUAAAGCUAAAAAUACGGAACCCCCGAUUCAUGGAAGGACCCGCGGGAAUAGCGAGCGGCCCCGUUCUACCCAGAGACCCGACUUUAGCGCGUUCCUUUAACGUUUUGAUACUAUGUGUUGUACGAAACCUUUUUUUGGGUUGUUUUUUAUAUCUUUCCCCCCCUCGACUGCUCCAGAGGCGCCUGCGGUUCCUCGCCGGCCGGUGACGCCGUGUGGCACGUGGGGACGUGCUCCUCAGCGCCGGGGUCGCCUCCUCACGUCCCUCUUGGGCUCUGUGGUUGCAUUUUGGGAUCGGCCGCGGCUCCAAACGUGACCCAAGGGCUGAGUUCGCACCCGCGGUUCAGUUGAACCCGUCUCAAGCAAAACCAAACCCAUCCAGGCAGGGCCAAGGGGCCGGGUUUAGGCUUCGUGCUCCUUGUAGACGCACGAAUCGUCGCGUUUCACCCCAAAACUUCCUCCCUGUUGGUUUGCAUUCCGUUCAUGCUUAAUGCACCAUUUCCCAGAUUGAAAACUCCCUUGCUUUGUUCUUUUUUUGGUUGUUUUUAGAUAGUUUGAGUUACUUUUGCAUCACGUUAGAACAGAUGACGCCGGUAGUUUCUGUAUCUGCGAGAAGCGAGAUGUUGAUUUAAAGGAAUGGGCAGCAGGAAUGUAAGAUCACAGCCGGGAUGAUGAAGCGUGGUAGAACUGUCUCUUUUAUAACACGGGGUCCAAAAUUAAUCUGUUUGCCAGUCCUUUUACCUUUUGGUGUCACCAAAACAGUGUCCCCCCGCCCACCCGCGCUCCGGGGGGGGUUGGGAAGGGCUCCGCUCCUCCGCAAGGUUUAUUUUCCACCAUUCUGUGAACUGUUCCACUUCCGAUGAAUUUCUUGUACUUCUGGUUUGUUGUAACAAAAGAGAAAUAAUUAUAAAAGCAAUGUCA